AGUAAUGGAUGAUUAUAUCAAGUCUGUUUUUUGUCGAUUUGGCAUUAGUCAAUUGACGGCUUCAGCUUAUCUGGAGGUGUGGUAUGUCGUUAAAGUGGAGAUAGACCUGUUAACAUGUGGAGAGAACUGGACAGCUCUUUGGAGGGGAAAGUGGGCGACUUUUUACCUAGCGCAAAUUUUUUAAUGUUUCUCUAUCCUGGGUCAUAAGGAUAAAGUCCCACUGCCGCUGUCUAGGCAGACCACAUACUUCACUUAUUUAAAAGACAUAAAAACUUUAUAAUUUCCUCUGUGAGUUACUUGCCAUUAUCAGGAAUAAUUGUUUAGAUACGAUAAGAUUUCCUAAAAAAUGUGGGACGACAGAAAGAGUGAGGAUCUCAAGCAUUACAAUCAAUAGUUAUCUGUACAUCCAGUUACAAUUAGGAGAUAUGACAGUACAAUUGCAUAUCUUAACUAGCAGUGAAUAGCUUUUACAUAUUCAUUAUCAACUGUACUAAUAUAUGGUGUGUUUGUUACAGAAUGCCAGCGCUCCGGCUGCUGGGGCGAAAAUGGCUGGCAGCCUCCGACGAUCUCGUCUUCCCCAGCAUCUUUGAACUACUCUUCAGAUUUGUUUGGCUAGUUCUAAUAGCACUAGUAGUCGAAGUCCUAUACCCGGUGACAUGGCAGUGCCAGUCCGAGGGUUGGCAGGGUGGCGCCUUCGUCAGGCUCUACCUGUGCGGCACGCUGACGCUGCAGGCUGCCCUGAUGCUGCUGCUGGCUGCGCUCGCACUGCAGUCCGCCAGAGGGACCAUCACAGACAUCGAUGCCCGGAAGAUGGUCUCGCCGUUACUUUUAAUCAAGGUGCUGUUAGUGUUUCCUGAAACGGCCCUAAACGUCAUGGGAACUAUGUGGAUGUUCUGUGAGGUCAUACAAUGUUCUGUCGAAGAUAAGUUCUCCAGUAUAGUCAUACAAAGUAUAGUCCUAUUCAACUGGGUACAACUAGGCCUCACAGUCUUCGGCCUAUUCAUGGUGUUUGACCCUCUGGGGUCAGUGAACUACGGUGACAUGCAGGACACUCCGAAUCAAGUCCGGCAUCACAGGAAAGUCACCGGGCUCUGGUCGAGACGGUUCCGAUGGGCCUUCUGCUGGUUGAAACGAGAUGAACAUGGAAAGGAGGCGUUUCAACAAGUUGCAGCUCUUCUCAGUGCACUGUUCCGGUCAACGGACUUGGUGCCCUCAGACGUGGUAGCCGGCUGCGUGCUCCUCAGGGUCCGACAGAAGAGGGAAACAAGAGAAAUGAGAAGGAUACAAAUGUUAAACGAUGAAGAACCUAUUUACACCACGGAUGUGAACAAAAUAUUCUCUGAAACACCGCCCUGGAUGAACUUGGAGGAUGCUCUCUAUUACUUGAGGCUGUCUAUAGCAGCUUAUGGAUGGCCCUACGUGCUGUAUCGACACUGUUUUACUGGAUUCUGCAAAUUGGCUCGCCACCUGACGUGCUGCUGUUGUCGACCAAAGAACUCCAUAGUGACGGAUGACAACUGCUGCAUGUGCAACUUUGCGGGCGUCAAGUAUAUGUCGAAGCUUGCCGCCGACGAUAUCAUCUUCGCUUCUUUCAACAACCGAGUCUUUGAAUUGCCAUUCUGCGUGAUUGCUGACCAUGAGCGGGAAAGUAUAGUGGUCGCUGUGAGAGGUUCCAUCUCAUUGAGGGACAUCUUCACGGAUUUCACCGCUGGAUCAGAACGAUUUGAAGCAGAGGGUUUACCAGAAGACACGGCGGCCCACAAGGGUAUGUCGAUGGGUGCCGCUAAGAUGCUAAAACGACUGCUGCCGGUGUUGGACAGAGCCUUUCAGCAGUUCCCACAUUAUGACCUCAUACUCACAGGUCACAGUCUCGGCGCUGGAGUAGCAGUAUUAGUAGCUUUAAAGUUAAGACCGAGGUAUCCACACCUUAAAGUUUUCGCAUUUUCAACUCCAGCUGGUCUCAUAAGCCGGGAAGCAGCGCGGUUCACAGAAACCUUCGUGAUGACGGUGGGCGUCGGUGAUGACCUGGUGAUGCGACUCUCGGUGCACAGCAUCGAGAACCUCCGUACCAAGAUCAUUCAGACGAUACACGCUACCAAGUUACCAAAGUACCGGAUAAUGUUGAACGGUUUCGGCUACGCGCUGUUCGGGGUGCCGGCCCGGGACCUGGAGUCCACAUGGCGGCGGCCGGAGCAGCUGGAGGCCCAGCAUUCCGACGACUCGGCCGAUGCGCUAUUGGUGCAUAGCGUCUCGACCGUGAGUGCUGAAGCCGCCUUAGUUUCCCGAGACGUGUUUGCGAGGAGGUUCUCUUCAGCGAGACUGUUCACAGCGGGGAGGAUAUUACACAUCGUGCGACGAAAGCGCAUGGGAAUCGAAAAGAAAGUGCGCACCACGGAGCCCACGUACGAGAUGCGGUGGGCGUGUCCUGAAGACUUCAUGGAGUUGCAGGUCAUGCCGCGCAUGUUACUGGACCACCUCCCCGAGAACGUACACCGCACCAUACGGACCGUGCUCGACGAACGACACCGCUACACUGUCACACACACAGUCUAAACAUGCAUAUAAAUAGACAAUGGAAACAAAUGAACCAACUGCGGAGGAAAUUGAACAGACGUAGUUCAAAGGAAUAUAGCACUUAUGUGAAUAACAAUAAGGUGCGUUUUCAACUACACUUGGAGAAGUUUAGAAUUUUAUGAAUGAAAAGACAAUUUAUGAUAAGUGUAUGAUGGCUCAAAGAUACCAUGACCACACAGACAUUUAAGUUAUAUUGCUUUUAAGUGUCCCUUUUUAAUUGUGUUUAAUGUGUAUCGGCAUAAUAAUAGAAGAGAAUUGUUAAUACUCAAAAGAUAAAAGAUUUAGGGUCAACCUCUCAAAAAGGAUAAGGUAUAUUAGUUUUAGUUGUUAUUUUAGUAUGAAGUUCAAAACUUUUAAACUAUUAAAACUUCUUAUAUUUCAAGUAAAGGAUAUACCACCACACAUCAAAGUAAAACCGUUGGCCCUGUGCAAGAGAGAGACCGCUCUACGCCGUUUAGUGCGCUGUCUCGCUCGCACAGCCUCAACAGCUUGACUUUAAAUGUAUUGGUAACUUCUCAAGACAUUAGGUAAAAUAUAAGGGUGUCAAAACAUUUAGGUAUCUUCAAAUUCUAAUUAAUAAGAGAACAAAAGUAAUUUAAUGAAUAAAGACACUUGGAAUGACUGAUCAGAAUCGUGGACUAAAUGUGUAAGAAUAUUACAUAUUUUACUAAUAAUCUAGUUUUUUGGAACGUAACUUGCCUAAAUAAUUGCCUGCAACUGCGCAUUGUUGCAAUCAAUGAAAUGACUUGACAGCUCGUUGAACAUAUUAAGAUUUUGUCUCUAUUUGGUAUUCUUGUUUUAACAUUUUAACACAAUGACAACUUUUUGUAUCACUGAACACCUCUUCGUUGCCAAAAAAUCUUAAAAAUAAAAGUUUCUAGAUAACAUUCUAAAAUUAAACCACACGGUUUUUAAAAACAGAACAGAAAACCAAUGCAUUAAAAAUAAGGUUGUCCUACGGUUGUCUAUGAAUUUUGAACAACUUUAUUGUAUAGAGAAUUUACAAAUCCUAUUUUAAGAGAAAGAUUUUUAUAUUUUUUUGUUGAAUUUUUAUCGUUUAUCCGAGCUGAAUCAUGACAUUGUGAUUUUAUUUUAUUGUUCCUAAGCCGACGUGACUCAGGUGACUAUUUCUACGACUUUUGUACAUAACUCUAAAUUACUCAGAAUUUCAAUAAAAUUGAUAUUAAAUUGACUAGAUAGACCAGUGUCAAAAUUAUCUUGUAGAUUAGUUAAGGACCUGUGAGCAGACUGUGAUGAUGUUAGUAUGAAAAUAUUAAGUAAGGAGAUAUGUUUGUGGAUAUAUGCAAGUGUUAUAUUAUUUUGUACAUAAUAGACAUAGAAUAAGAAUAUAUUUUAGGUUUCUGAUAUACAAAGCUCUGACAUACAUACGUCACGCGACCGACUCAGCGUUAUUUUAUUAAGCAUUAUUAAGCAUUUGAUUGAACCUUCCCUGUGUCAAGUGACAAUUCUGAAGCUUGCUAAAUAACAUGGAGAAAUGGCAUAAGUUUUUCAUAAGUCACGUGAGAUACUGCAGCAUUAAAAGUCCCCCUUUUUCCGCACUGGAAAUCAUCAAAAUACUCCCGUUUUGGGUUUUUGUCCACAAUUGUCUACAGGAGCCGCGGUAACAUUUCGGACAAAAGUCACCCUUUUAUGCCAUUCUGACACAUUCAAAAGAAAAAUGUUGGCUAAAUCGACAAAUUCCUGCUACUUUUUUACGUUUAUUCUACUACAAACAAAUUAUUUGUCAAUGACAAAGUGUAAGGAGUACUCAAAGUCCUUAAAUAUUCUGUUGGACUUAUCAGUCCCGGACUAUCAUUUGUCCAGGGAGACUGUGACGUCAUGUAUACCAGAGCCCCUAGGGAACUGUACCUCGUCCCAAUGUAACAUAUCAUCCUUAAGAAUCGUUAAUUCCUUUAUAAUGAAAUAUUUUUCAAAGAAUUUCAGUCAUUUUGCUUCAGAGCAAUAACUUACACUGCUCAAUGCAUAAAGCAAUGUUGAAUAUUCUAUUUUUAAAUUAUCCGGUAUAAUAUUUUUUUUGUUUAUUUCUACUGCCUGUAUUAAAAUAUUGCAUUCUUUCAUUGACGUGUUACACAAAAAUGAAAUUCAAUUUCCAUUGCGUGUUCAUUACCUACAUGGUAACAUACAUAGCAGUUUAAGAGAGCAAUGGUCAUAAAACAAUUACCUGUCUACGCAUUAUUAUUAGCACUAUUAAACUAAUUGUUGUUUAGCCUCGUUAUUUAAUUAAGACUUGCAAAAUCUACCACUAAGUACAAUAACUAGGCCGUAGAUGUAGCUUACAAUGUUACCGAAGUCAAUUAUGUAAUAAAUUAUCUACAUUGCAUAAUACCUAGUUACAUUAAUGUAAGUACAUAUAAGUAUAAAUUAUUUUCAUUGCUUCCAUACACCAAUGCCCUAAACACCAGUUAGGAAUAACCUAGAUUAUAUAAAUGUAAAGAUGUAUUUUUGUAAAAUAAUCGUAGAUCAAUUUGUUUUUUUUUUAUAUUUUUUGAUAAACUAUCAUAUAGUUACAAUUAUUAAACGUUGUAUCCGUUUCAUAAAUAAAGUUAAAAGAAAUAUUUAAAAAAUACGAAAGAGAAAGAUCUUUGUCUAAGUCAAAUUAUUGGGGCCUUCCGCGACCUAUGAGCACUUGUAGAAGCGAGACGGCACGACACACAGCUAAUCGUUGCGUCUCCCUUCCACAACUGCAUAACUCUUUGUCAGAGCAGGACCCGUUGAUGACGAAAACAAAGAAAUUUAAAAUGUACAAAAGAUUACCAUUUUUCAAAGUUUAUAAAAAUGCAUCUCCAAUGUUUAUUAAAUCAUAAUUAGGCCUCAUAAAAAUAAUUUGUUCGUCGUAGGGACCUACGUUCACUAGAAUAUAGAUAUAACAGUUUAAAUUUCGUGUACAUACCUACAUACUUUAACUUCGGGAACAAAAUUAUUGUGACUUGAUAAAGAUAUACUCUGAACGUUUUCUAGAUGAUAUUUUUUGUAAAUAAAGCAUUUACUUCGAAUAAUUUACAUUCCAAUUGUAUUCUGUAGCCCUCAGUCCGUCGUUUACACGCUACAGAUGUGAUUUGUUUAAGUUUUUAUUGUUUUGGGCUAUGAGGUGAAACUGUAACAAUUAUAUCCUUUUUUAUGGUUUAUUUUUAAGUUAAAGUUUUUUGAUAAUUGAAAAUAUACUAAAAGUUUAAAGGCAUCAAGAUGUUAUCGUUACAGGACAUAAAAAACUUGGACUAUAAAGUCAACGAAAAUUGUUUUCUAUAAAAAAUAUUGUUAUAUACACUUUCGCUGCAACAGCUGCCUUCAUAAGCAGCAUCUUUACAAGCAACUGAAGUAUUAUUACAGAAGCGAGCUACAAAACGUAGAGCCACGUCUUUCUUCCACAGUUACAAGAGUUCUGGGCCCCAAUUCUACUAUUCACAAUGGCCGAUGAAUGAAUGGAAUUGGAUUAAAAUGACGCUAUUCAUAUUCUCAUAAGCAUUUUUUUUCUACACUAUAUUUAGAAAUACAGUACGAGGCGGAACAGUCACGGUCAAUACGAUGAAUUUCCAUUUAUAGUGUUAGUAAAAUGCAAAUAAAGCGUGCGCUCUGAAUUUGUAGAAGUUGGUGCGCGCAGAGAAAAUAAACCGAUACCGGAGAGAGUUGCUGUUUACUCACAGCCUUAAUAGUUUUCAACAACUCUAGCCCAUUUCCCGUUUUUUUAUUGUUUAAUGAAAAUCUCAAAUUAUUGUGACAAGUUGUUUAUAGCUAUAAAUAAUAUAUUAUAUUGACCGUAUGUUUGUAUAUAAUGUUGUUUUGGCGUUCAGUACCGUUGAUAAGUUACUUAAUUAUUGUAUUCUUUGUAUUUUUAUAGUUUACACAAUGUUGGUACUGGAUCGCGUGAAUGUUCAAGUAUUAGAAGGACUGAGGUUCUUUUCACUUGUACCCUAAAUUAGGGCUUUAUAAUCUCUUUCACCUUAUGUAAUAGAGUAUAGCCAAUGUCUUGUGUUGGGUUUUGUUUUAAUUUAUAAAUAAAAUCUAUUUUAAGUAUGA
Messenger RNA from Trichoplusia ni (cabbage looper), 6609 nucleotides. RefSeq names its product sn1-specific diacylglycerol lipase beta (gene inaE). Bases 517 to 2553 code for a protein of 678 amino acids. The transcript has 13 exons. Gene Ontology annotation, biological process: lipid metabolic process. The record is from RefSeq and is a predicted model, not a curated record. NCBI's taxonomy places the organism in Eukaryota, Metazoa, Arthropoda, Insecta, Lepidoptera, Noctuidae.